GCGUAGAGUGAAUGCUUCAGCACCUGAAGGGGUAGUAGGGGCAGUGAGCAGCAGUCCUUGACCAGCUGGGGGUUUGCUCCAGGCCCACUUGGUUCAUCCCAAACUGUUCACCUCUCUCCUUUCCCAGCCCACUAGCACCCAUUGCCGCAGGCAAGAGCUGCAGACCAUUGUUGCCAAGAUGUCUAAGGUAGCCAAGUAUCGCCGGCAGGUGAGUGAAGACCCCGACAUUGACAGCCUGCUGUCCACGCUGUCCCCCGAGGAAAUGGAAGAGCUGGAGAAGGAGCUGGACGUGGUCGACCCCGACGGGAGCAUUCCUGUGGGGCUGCGGCAGAGAGAUCUGACGGACAAACCAUCCACCGGCACCUACAACCGGGAAGCCAUGCUCAACUUCUGUGAAAAGGAGACCAAGAAACUCAUUCAGAGGGAGAUGUCCAUGGACGAAAGCAAGCAAGUAGAGACCAACGCAGAUGCCAAGAAUGGGGAGGAAAGGGGCCGGGGUGCCAGCACUAAGGCCCUGGGCCCCCGGCGGGACUCGGAUCUGGGCAAGGAGCCAAAGAAGGGUGUUUUGAAGAAAAGCGUCUCCAGGGACAAAGGGGACACUGACAGCCCAGGCGGGGAGAAGCCCAAAGAAGACAAGGUCAUCAGGGGCAUCGACAAGGGCAGGGUCAAGGCCGCAGUGGACAGGAAGGAGGGGGCAGGGGAGCCAAGGACGGCGGCCUCAGGGAAGGAAGCAGAGAAAAAGGAGAGCGACAGGAAUGUGGGAGUGAGCAGGGACAAGGACAAGAAGAGACAGAAAGGGAAUGAGGUGGCCAGGAAGGAGGAGGAGGACAAGGACAAAGGUCCAGGCAGGAGCCCGGACCCCAGGAAGGAAGAGGAGAAAGAGAGGAAAGCCGGUGGGGGCACAGACGUGAAGAAGGAGGGCCAGGAGGUCAAGACGGGGCCCGGGAUGACAGAGACCAGACGGGAGGAGGCUGGAGGCCAGAAGGAAGAGUCCCUCCCCAAAAAGGAAGCCAAGGAUGAGAGUAAGAGUAAGACACCUGAGCAACUGGCACCCGGGGUGCCCCCCAAGCCCGCCGAGGCCCCAGCCAAGCCUGCCGAGGCCCCGGCCAAGGCUGAGGAGGAAGCAGCACACAGCAUCUUUGACGAGCCGCUGGAGAAAGUGAAAAACAAUGACCCUGAGAUGACCGAGGUGAACGUUAACAACUCAGACUGCAUCACCAACGAGAUCCUGGUCCGCUUCACCGAGGCCCUGGAGUUCAACACCGUGGUCAAGGUGUUUGCCCUGGCCAACACACGCGCCGACGACCAUGUGGCCUUCGCCAUCGCCAUCAUGCUCAAAGCCAACAAGACCAUCACCAGCCUCAACCUGGACUCCAACCACAUCACAGGCAAGGGCAUCCUGGCCAUCUUCCGGGCCCUGCUGCAAAACAGUACACUGACCGAGCUGCGCUUCCACAACCAGCGUCACAUCUGCGGGGGGAAGACAGAGAUGGAGAUCGCCAAACUGCUCAAAGAGAACACCACGCUGCUGAAACUGGGCUACCACUUCGAGCUGGCUGGGCCCCGCAUGACCGUCACCAACCUACUCAGUCGCAACAUGGACAAGCAGCGGCAGAAGCGGCUGCAGGAGCAGCGGCAGGCCCAGGAGGCCAGUGGAGGGGGCAAGAAGGAGCUGCUGGAGGUGCCCAAGGCUGGGGCUGCCCUGGCCAAGGGGUCCCCCAAACCUUCACCCCAACCCUCUCCCAAGCCAUCCCCCAAGAACUCACCCAAGAAAGGGGGGACUCCGGCCGCCCCCCCACCCCCACCCCCACCCCUGGCUCCACCCCUGAUCAUGGAGAACCUGAGGAACUCACUGUCACCAGCCACGCAGAGGAAGAUGGGAGACAAAGCACUCCCGGCCCAGGAGAAGAACUCGCGCGACCAGCUGCUGGCUGCUAUCCGCUCCAGCAACCUCAAGCAGCUCAAGAAGGUGGAAGUGCCCAAGCUGCUUCAGUAGGCCUGGGCCGCUGCCAUCCAGGCCCUCACGGACCCUGCCCGCCCACCCUGGCUCACCAGCUGUUGCCGUGCAGGAGCUUCAGGCCCUGGCCAUGCCCCAGGAAGGACGCCUUCUCUCUUCUCACUUCCCUUUUCUUGUCCCUGAGGCUCUCCAGAAAUUGCUUUUGUGCCUGGAGCUGAGGGUUCCAGACAAGAAGGGUCCUGUGGGCUCGUCACGGAGCAGAUGCCACUGCCCAGGGACCCUGUGGAGCUGGCAGCUGCAGGAGGCUCAGGAGCCAGGAAAGCUGCCCCAUGGACCACCGCCACCCCCACCCCAGCCCUGCUGCUCUCCAGGGCCAGGAUCCAGAUCCCUGAGGAGCCCUUGGGCAAAGCAGUUGGGUUGGUGGCUUGGGGGAGGUAGGGAGGCAGCUGUGGCGGGUCUGAGAGGGCUGGGGGCCCCCAUGAGAGAGGGAGAGCCUGAGGAGGCUGCAACCCCUCCCUCGGGUUAGCCCUGGCUCUUGGAGUACAUGGAGGGGCAGCCAGCCUGGCAGGGAGUGGGCUGCAGCUGGCAGAGAGGGGCGGAUGGCAGCGGGAUCUGAAGGUUUGAUGCCAAAGCCAGAGUUUGCUGCACACCCACCUGCUGUUGUAUAAAUAGCUGUGUAUCUGUUUUCCAUGAGAUUUUGAUAAUAUAUACAAACUGUUAGCUGUGA
Messenger RNA from Ochotona princeps (American pika), 2684 nucleotides. RefSeq names its product leiomodin 1 (gene LMOD1). Gene Ontology annotation, cellular component: striated muscle thin filament; myofibril. Gene Ontology annotation, molecular function: actin binding; tropomyosin binding. Gene Ontology annotation, biological process: muscle contraction; myofibril assembly; pointed-end actin filament capping. The transcript has 3 exons. The coding region runs from base 179 to 1996 and encodes 605 amino acids. Lineage: Eukaryota; Metazoa; Chordata; Mammalia; Lagomorpha; Ochotonidae. The record is from RefSeq and is a predicted model, not a curated record.